Molecule: messenger RNA, 628 nt
Organism: Toxoplasma gondii ME49
Lineage: Eukaryota; Apicomplexa; Conoidasida; Eucoccidiorida; Sarcocystidae
Exons: 2
Coding region: 296-628 (110 amino acids)
Source: RefSeq, a predicted model, not a curated record
CGAGAGAGGUGUCCCUGCCUGGCCAGCACCUGUUUCCGAUGAGUGUCAUGACGUAGACAAACGAAGUUUCGUCUGCCUCUUUAGAGAGCGACUUUGCAGGUGUGGUCAAGACCCAGAAGCUCGCAAGAGAGCGUGUAAGUAUCCUGAGGCAGAAUUAAAAGGUAAAGUUCUACCAAGCGAGCAACACAGAAGGCAAAAGAGUGUAGGCUCUUUGUUUCCUCCUAUAACGGGAAGCUCGGCUUGCAAGGGACCAAUCAAUCGACCAGCGCGCGAACACCCGAGGCCGAAUGAAGUCAUGAACGGUCCUUCAACAAACGGACGACCGACGGGCGGUUUGACAGCUUCGUGUAUCACAAUCAAUAAGAAAGACGAAAACAGUGAAUUAUACUAUCAGAUCGCCCAGCUACUAGGAGGCAAAGGCGUUGACUUCGAGGCCGUCGUUGUCAAGGAUAUGUGUGCAGCGGUCACAAGGCGACCGUCGUGCCCGAAUGCAGUGCUCGACAGGGGGGAACUAACCGUAAUUCAGCACAGCAACAUUUCCACACAGAAUUUCAACGGAUACCGUUGUAUGGGCCAGCAGCUGUCCUGGUUAUAUGCUGGAGUUGACAGGCAGAGCUCACACCGAUAA